Erythranthe guttata (spotted monkey flower) is the source of this 756-nucleotide messenger RNA. Its product is annotated as Dormancy/auxin associated family protein. NCBI's taxonomy places the organism in Eukaryota, Viridiplantae, Streptophyta, Magnoliopsida, Lamiales, Phrymaceae. The record is from RefSeq and is a predicted model, not a curated record.
CACACAUUUUCGAUUUGUCACUAAAACUCAGUAAUCAAGAGUGAAGCACACAAUAGCCGAGCGUGAGACGUAGUUGCUAAAUUGAGCCUAAACUAUGGGGUUACUUGACCAGCUCUGGGACGAUACCCUCGCCGGACCCCCGCCGGACACCGGCCUCGGUAAACUCAGAAAAUACGGCACUUUUAGCUUCCGAUCCAACUCCGGCAAGGAAACGGAAGCUGUGGAUAAUCGAAGAUCGUUUGGAGAAGAGGCGGCGGCGGAGGAUGCAGUGAGAGUGACGAGAAGCAUUAUGAUCGUAAAGCCGCCGCCGCAGCUGAAUCUGAAGGACUCUCCGCCGGAUUCUCCCGCCGGAUCCACUCCUCCGGCGUCCCCCUUCGCCGGUAAGGUGGAGGAAGAGAAGCAUUCAGGUUUCGUCGGAGGUCGGCGUCAUUUGCGUACGAGAGAGCAAAUGGAGUGGGACCCAGGAGCCCUCCUCCUCCUUACGACAUGUGAGAUCUCAUGAACGCACGCAUAUGCAGGCAGCUUCGCAUUUUCUACUUCAACAGAGUAUCGUAUGUAUGUAUCAGAUGCAAAGAGUUUGGUAGCUGCAGCUAUAUAUAGGAUCUGUAAAUAUAUGUUGUUGCUUAUGUAGAGUGUUUUUCUUCUAACGAGUUUUGUUUCGAAAACUGCGUGCUGAGAGUCUGUACUAAAAAGAAGAAGAGUUGUGCUCUACCCGCUGUAAUAAUAUUAAGGUUUUCUCACAUUUUAACGUUCUCA